This is a messenger RNA of Phaedon cochleariae (mustard beetle), 1188 nucleotides long. The record is from the annotation of a GenBank genome assembly. NCBI's taxonomy places the organism in Eukaryota, Metazoa, Arthropoda, Insecta, Coleoptera, Chrysomelidae.
UUUCAGGCUGAGCAAUUCACGAUAUUAUGGGUUUUAUUCACCAUGAUAGUUCUUGGGAAUUCAGCGGUGUUGGUGGCCCUGGUAGUGAGUAAAAGUAGAAAAUCGAGGAUGAAUUUCUUCAUACGGCAACUAGCAAUAGCCGAUUUGUCUGUGGGUUUGAUAAACGUCUCCACCGACAUAGCAUGGAGGAUAACUGUGGCAUGGCAUGCAGGCAACGCCCUGUGUAAGUUGAUACGGUUCCUGCAAGCCGUAGUAACUUAUUCGUCGACUUACGUCCUGGUGGCUCUCUCCAUAGACAGAUACGACGCCAUUACGCAUCCAAUGAACUUCUCCGGAAGUUGGAAACGUGCAAGGAUGCUAGUAGUGCUAGCCUGGAUGCUCAGCAUACUCUUCUCUCUCCCCACUGUAUUUCUCUUUGAAGAAAAACCAGUCGAAGAUAUUCCCCAAUGUUGGAUAGACCUGUUGCAGUGGCAAUGGAAGGUGUACAUGACACUGGUGGCCCUCGUCCUUUUCGUCAUUCCGGCCCUGAUAAUCAGCGCGUGUUACGCAGUCAUCGUGUGGACAAUUUGGACCAAGAGCAAAUUACUCAUUCCCAUAGGGCACAUACCCAUAAGGCAAAGCGAUGACCACAGAAUCAUCACACCUCGAGCAUUCCACGAGGACCACGAUUGUCGCAGGGCCAGCUCAAGAGGGAUCAUUCCACGUGCCAAAAUCAAGACUGUCAAAAUGACGUUUGGGAUCGUGUUCGUAUUCGUGAUAUGUUGGAGUCCCUACAUAAUUUUCGAUUUGCUGCAAGUGUACGGCCACAUUCCCAAAACCCAAACGAACAUCGCCAUAGCUACGCUCAUCCAGAGUUUGGCCCCUUUGAAUUCUGCCGCGAAUCCUGUCAUAUAUUGUCUCUUUUCGACGCACAUUUGCGGGAAUUUGCGAUGCGGCAAAUUACUAAAACAUUUAACGUUCGAUCCGUGCAGAAAAGUGCCGCCAUUCUCGUGGAUCAGCGGCUGUCUGGCCGCGUGCUGCCCCGCCAGCCGGUACACGCAAGCGCAGCGAGGCGCCGCCGGAACCGUCACUACCACGCUGACGCACUCGUCGCGGCGAUCGGCCUCGGGCGUGUCCCUGAGGCACACCAUACGGCUGAAGCCGGCGCUGGCGAACGACGGGCGCAAAGUGGCCGUUUCCGUGGUAUAG